This is a messenger RNA of Uncinocarpus reesii 1704, 2076 nucleotides long. RefSeq names its product developmental regulator flbA. The record is from RefSeq and is a predicted model, not a curated record. The coding region runs from base 1 to 2076 and encodes 691 amino acids. The transcript has 3 exons. Gene Ontology annotation, biological process: intracellular signal transduction. Lineage: Eukaryota; Fungi; Ascomycota; Eurotiomycetes; Onygenales; Onygenaceae.
AUGAGCACUCGCUCCGCCCUCGACAAAUACCGGGAAGGAUCCAAGACUCUGCCUCAUUCUCAUCGUUCUUACAUUCCCCUCGAUCACCACAAUCAUAUCGCUUCUGCCUCGCAUCAUCGAGCCAGCACGAUCUCGUCCUCACGCCUUAGUCGACGCUCGCUUGCUGCGAUUGCCCUGGAAAAGACGUCUACUGCUUUCAACAACCUGGUCUCGCUUGGUGGCGCUUCCAAUCCCUCCCUCCGGUCUUCUCCCGCCGCCUUCAACGGUAAUCCGCUGAAACAUCCGCCCAGUGCAACGUCGCCGGCAACAGAGGACCCUCCGCGAAACACCUUUGAGGGGAGGAGUGGUCAGCAUCACGAAGGUGGUCGUGGUGGUGGUGCUGCGGAUCAUCUUGGCUCUCGUCUCCCGCUCCACGCGGAAAGCAACGGGGACCCAACACACCCAAGCAACGUCCCGGACUCUGCGGCAUAUACCCAGGGCAACAAUAGCGACUCGUCCAUUUCAAACAGACGGAAUACAAAGAGCGUGGGACACUCUCAGAUGCCCAGUGCCAAAAUGCAUCAAACGUCCUCACGUCUGCUGCGCAUGACCAGCGAUGAACGGCCUUUUUGCCGUGAUUUCAAGGACUUGUUCUCAACGCUGAUGGUCAGCCUGAAGCUGGAGAGCCAUCGCGUGCGGUUUUCCAAGUUUGAUCACACCUUCAUGUCCGAAGAAGCGAUCAAUAAUCUGGGCUCUCUGAAAUUCUCGCAGUCGAAUCGCAUGCCUGACCCCAAGGAUCCUAGCCGCAUUGUCACCACUACGACUACAACGACAUUCUCCAUGGCCAGGGAGAUGGCUCGUUCUGUAUGUCAGCGAUUCGUCGACGCUCGCUUCAUCGAGCCUGUCGAUGGCCGUGUCACCGCCCAGUUCCCCUUGAAAGGCGCUCUUUUCCAGCUGACCCCCAAGGGUAUCCACAUUCUUCAUCGGUUCUGCCAGAGAAACGGUAUCACUGCUCGCCAUGUCAUGGAUGUUCUGGAGUCCCCGCGAAAUACGAUGCAAUUGGUGAUACUAGAACGGGAUAUCCAAACCGAUCAAGUAUCUCGGGACCGGGCUACCAUUGAGGUUAUCUUCCGUCGCUUUGCAGGAGUCGACGGCCCCAAUCUCAAGAACAACGUCUCGAGCUCCGAUUCCGACUCUGUCAGUGACUACGCAAGCGGUACGACAGGUGUGAAAAUGGCAAAGGAGCGCAAAAUCGGAGAUAAGAUUAUUCAAAACAGUUUCACGGGCAAGGCGGCGGCGGAUUGGAUACUAGACUGUUGUACCGCGAUCGACGGCCGGGAACCUGUGGAGAUUGCAUCGAUGUUUGUGAAAUAUAGUUUGAUGUAUGCGAUUGUGGAAGACAAGGCAUACAUGCAAAUGAACCCUGGAGCAACCACAUUCCAACCAACGAAAUACGCCAUAUACGGCAUAACGGAGCAUGGUCAGAGGGUGUGCGGAUGGAUUGCACGGGAUAAAGUUACACCCAACUCGAUGGAUGGUCGCAUUGUGCCACGGGACUCGAAUAAUGCUCGUCUCAAUCACAUUCUGCAAGAUCCUGCAUUGAGGCUCCUCUUCCGUGAAUUCCUUCGAGAUUCUCUUUGUGAGGAGAAUCUGUCCUUUUACCUCGAUGUGUCGACUUUCACUGCCGAUUAUCAUCGUUCAGAGAAGACUGGCACGUUUGCGAAGAUGGAUGCGGUACGGGAAACGUUGGCUAGCGCCUAUGGCUUAUACAAUGCUUUCCUUGCACCUGGGUCUCCAUGCGAACUGAAUAUCGAGCAUGCUCUUCGAAAUAGUCUCGCGAGUCGUAUGACAAGGGCGGUUGGUGAUGAUGCAGCGAUGGUCCAGAGCCUGACGGAAGUUGUCAGCUUGUUUGAACUCGCACAAGUUUCGGUUUUCAAGCUCAUGUCGAGUGAUUCCGUACCUAAAUUCGUCCGUGAUCCAAGAUAUGCAACAAUCUUGCAAGAGCACGACUUUGAACUCAAUAGCUCUGGUCGAUCUUACUCUCCCACUCCGGGUCCCAUCCCUGAACGUUCGAUGAGCCGAGCGGCGAGAUCGUGA